Messenger RNA from Trichomycterus rosablanca, 1005 nucleotides. Its product is annotated as P2Y purinoceptor 13-like. Gene Ontology annotation, cellular component: membrane. Gene Ontology annotation, molecular function: G protein-coupled purinergic nucleotide receptor activity. The record is from RefSeq and is a predicted model, not a curated record. Lineage: Eukaryota; Metazoa; Chordata; Actinopteri; Siluriformes; Trichomycteridae. The transcript has a single exon. Gene Ontology annotation, biological process: negative regulation of adenylate cyclase activity; G protein-coupled receptor signaling pathway. Bases 1 to 1005 code for a protein of 334 amino acids.
AUGGAAGCUCCAAAUGCUACAUUCGCUUCCCACAGUUGGGAGUGUGGCAGUGUGGAAAAAUCAUGGCACACCGUCGUUCCCAUUCUGUACUUCCUGCUUUUCCCCCCUGCUUUUCUGAUAAACGUCAUGGUUGCUUGGAUCUGUACACACCUCAGGACCAAGUCUACUUUCAUGGUCUACCUGAAGCACUUGGUGGUGGCCGACCUCCUGAUGACGUUGACUUUUCCUGUCCGAGCUGCCAGCAUGCUUCCCAAAGCCUCGCCUGGUCUGCAGGCUUUUGCCUGCCGAUUUUCAAGCGUCUUCUUUUACCUGGCCAUGAACAUGAGCACCAUCCUGAUGGGUCUGAUCAGCCUCGACCGCUUCCUGAAGAUCGUGAUGCCAGGCAGAAGGUUCCUUUGUCAGAGCCUGCUUUUCAGUAAAGUCCUAACAGCCGUUGUUUGGAUGUCGUUGAUUGGGAGUAAUACCUUACCCAUUAUUAUCACAACAGACCAAGAUCCUACAAACAAGAGCAAUGAGUUUUGCAUGGCCAUGAAAAGUGAUGUAGGACGUUCUUGGCAUAAAGGAGUCAUCAUGUUUUCCAAAGUUAUUUUUUGGAUAGUGUGUGGAACAGUUAUGUUGUGCUACAUGUGCAUCGCUAAGAAAGUUUUGAAGUCAUAUCGUAAGUCACGCAGCAGCAACAGUCAGGGAAAACGGAAAGCCAAGGUGCGAGUUUUUCUCAUUCUUUUCGUUUUCGUCAUCUGCUACAUACCUUUCCACUUGGUCCGAAUACCUUACACCAACCUACAGGUCAUAUCCACUCACACUUGUUCCAAGGCCACACUUAAAAUUGUUAAAGACCUCACACUCUGGCUCUCAGCUACAAACGUUUGCCUGGACCCUCUGAUAUAUUUUUUCCUCUGCAAGGCUUUCAGGAAAAUGUUUCUCAGGUCCUACAGCUUCAAAAAACUUUUGCAAUCCUUCGACACACACGAAGAUGCUUCUCAAUCGGCGGAAACUUCAUUUUAA